AUGCUAGACAUGGCUGAUCAUGAUCAGGCUGACGAACACAGUCAAGCGGACUCGGCCAAGGUCCCGACGGCAAAAUGGGGUGCGGCUUGCGCCGCUUGCGCCAUGGCCAAGGCCAAGUGCAUUCGGUCCAGUCCCGACGCGGGAGCAAAGUGCGACAGGUGCCAGCGACUGCGUAAAGAAUGCACGGGACAGGUUCAUCGGCCGCGCAAGAAGCGGCAGGCAAAGCCAUCUCGAACUGCUCAAAUAGAAGAGAGACUCAACGGCCUUGUCAACCUCCUUCAGGCCUCUGGGGAACUGUCUCACACCAACGGCCGCUCCUCGCUCACCACUCUGAGCGAUGUUGCUGCCAGAGAACACACGGCCAUGGCGCAAGAUACGCCGUCGGCAAGCUCUGCCGCCUCCGGCCAUGCCUCCACAAGCUCCUGGGUCAUCCCCGAGACGUAUAAUAUACAUGGGAUUCCGGGAUGCCUCUGUCGCCCAGAGCCCGGCAUUGCCCCCCCUCCCCCCGAUCCCGACGACGUGCUUCUGGAGUGUUUCCGGACGCAGUUGCAGCCGGCCUUUCCUUUCGUCAUCGUUCCCCCAUCAGUCAGUGCUGCCGAGUUGCAGACGUCGAUGCCAUUUUUGAUGGCUGCCAUCAGGAUGGUCACCUCUGUCAAGAGCUGUAGGUCUAUGAGCGCGCAGAUGUUCCGACUGGUGAGCCACGUUGCCGACCGCGUUCUCUUGCAAUCAGCGCGGUCUCUCGAGAUCUUACAAGGUAUCGUCGUCAUGAUCGCCUGGCAUCACUAUCACUGCCUCAUGCAUUCUCAGGUGAAUAACCUGCUGGCCUUGGCAUCAAGCAUGGUUGCCGAUCUUGGCCUGAACUGCGUCCCGGUAGUGCGUGACCAGGCGAGAAUUGUGGUCGGAAUGCCAGCUGAACCUUCUGGCCGCACAAACGAUGAAAGGAGAGCGCUUCUUGCCGUUUGGUUUUUGACAUGCAAUUUGUCUCUCACGUGCAGCAGGAUAGAGCCCUUAAAGUAUACACCCUACAUCCAGAACUGCAUCCGCGUGCUGGAAAACGAGAGAGAAUACGAAUCAGAUAUGGCCCUUGUCUAUAUGGUUCGGAUUCAGCGUUUAACCGAGCGCAUCGUCGAGAUUACUGCCAAGGAUAGGGGCGAGGAAGAGAUUCCUGGUAUUCCGUCAGCCCCCAUGUCAGCAUACAUACCAGCAUUGCAGAGUGAAAUAGACAGGCUCCGUAGUAGGCUGCCUCCGAAGCUUCGAAACGACAGCCUUUAUCUGAACUAUCUCCAUACUGCAUCGCUGUUCCUGUACGAACCGCCAGCUGUCGAUAUAGAUCUAGUCAACUCUCUUGCACAAUCUAUUACCGCAGGCUCGAUCGGUCAAGGCACCCAACUUGAUAAGCUCUACCUAGCCAGCACAGCCAUUCGAAGUUGGUUUGAGAACUGGUCCUUGAUCCCCGCGUCGUCAUACUUCCGAAUUCCUGUCUGCAACAUGUCUCAACUGAUUUAUGCUUUGACCAUGUUGGGCCGAUGGGCACAACUGGCGACACCGAGAACAGUCUAUGAAGAGGGCACGCCGAUGCCCGUCAGCGAGAGCGGUUCCAUGUACGCUUCGGAUGCUCACAUGGCCACCAAUGCAGUGUCUGAGAGAAAAGCCGCCGUUCGAUUUGGUUCUGGCGAGCAAAGGACGUACCAAGGGAGCGAUGCAGAUCUUGUCCAGGCCGUGGCCAGCUUGCAAUUGCAGUUGCAGUCACAGCCAGGAUUGGGCAUCAAUAUUCCCGAGAUCCUGUCAACCAUAUGCGAGAGGUGUGAACAAGCCAAUCACCUGCUACAGCAGACCUUUCCGGGGGACGAAAAGGCGGAUAACAGCAUGUGGACGUUCUGCGCCCUCAAAAUUCGCAUCACGCGUAUGAAGCUGGAACGAUGGGCCGAGGGGGUAGCUGCCGCUGCCGAGAGCUUCGGCAGGGUAGAUCAAGGGAAUCAGGCCCAGCAAUGGCGAGGUUCCUACCCGCAGACACCAUCUGCGACCACGACAAUCCCUUCGGGAGUGCCCGUCAACAGUGGAUUCGCACAGGAUCAGACUCAAAUCCAGAAUUUCUUGGAAAACACAAUAUGGACUUCCGACAUGUUGGACACAAUGGACACAAUAGACCCAACGGUAUGGUUUGACGGGUAUCUAGACUGGGGUUCGCUGGUAAUGAACCCCAUGGGCACUUCUCUGGGUGCUGCAGGACCUCAGGUCUGA
Molecule: messenger RNA, 2241 nt
Organism: Ustilaginoidea virens
Lineage: Eukaryota; Fungi; Ascomycota; Sordariomycetes; Hypocreales; Clavicipitaceae
Exons: 5
Coding region: 1-2241 (746 amino acids)
Biological process (GO): regulation of DNA-templated transcription
Cellular component (GO): nucleus
Molecular function (GO): transcription cis-regulatory region binding; DNA-binding transcription factor activity, RNA polymerase II-specific; zinc ion binding
Source: RefSeq, a predicted model, not a curated record